Hylaeus anthracinus is the source of this 2128-nucleotide messenger RNA. Its product is annotated as pupal cuticle protein 36a-like. Gene Ontology annotation, molecular function: structural constituent of chitin-based larval cuticle. Gene Ontology annotation, cellular component: chitin-based extracellular matrix. The transcript is spliced from 8 exons. The record is from RefSeq and is a predicted model, not a curated record. Bases 1059 to 2048 code for a protein of 329 amino acids. NCBI's taxonomy places the organism in Eukaryota, Metazoa, Arthropoda, Insecta, Hymenoptera, Colletidae.
UUCUUCUUCCGUCGUGGCGUCGUUUCACGCGCACUCAAUCAGGCCGGGACUGGUGCAAUUUGAUAUCGAUGCUACAUAUUUGCAUUAGUCCGGACCUAGUUGAGUAAGCUUCGUCCAAUUCCAUUUCCGACGGGUUCAGAUCCAAUCGAGAUUUCCUGUGGGAACCGAAGACGAAAUUUUCGACGAAGACACGUAACCGCCGUGACGUAAUCGCGUAAAAAUGCUACGAAGAAAUUUACGCUAUCCCCGAGAAAAAUGACAAAAGAGAAAUAAUGCGUGUCCCGUUGGUCACUAAAUUAUUCUAACGUGAGAAUAACGGAGAGCAGAGGCACGCGCGAUCCCUGCGACACGCACUGCACGAAUGAUGGAGCCAGCCGAAUGAUGGUGACCGAACCGGGGGCCCUUUGUUUCCUCGAACACUUCGUGGAAUUCUUCGAAGGUCAACUGGUGUGUUGGGUUUCAAAGACCGACAAUUUCUGGGAAGCGGAAACUAAAGGGAACCGAUUUCGGGGAUCGCAGCGUCCUCGUUGAUAGCGAUGGGACUGAUCAGUACCUUCUCACGAUUAUCAAGCAAUUCCAUACUCUGUAACAAUGUCUCUUGAACUAUAUCCGCUAACAGAACAUGGUCGAACGACAGCAGACAAUUGCUCGGCCACGUGAACACCACAAAUUAACAUGCGAGUCACGGAGGCCAAUGACAUCGAGUAACACCAUCUCUCGUUUGUUCCCCUCGUGGCGUUUUAACACCGCCAAACGAGCCUCGUUACUUCCUCGCUGAUCACCGUGCGACCCUUUCUCCGUCGCUCCCCGACGUCGUGGGUUCGCGAACUUCGCCGAGGGACGAGAGCACCGGGUGUUCACCGGAGACUCUUCUUUCGGUUGCUGGGUGGGAGGAAGACGAUCCACGGGCACGGAUCGAGUAUAUAAGCACGGUUGCUCCGACCUGAAUCUGCACAGACCAAUUAUUGCCAUCGUUUGGCGAUAGAUCGUCCCGCUGUGCGACGAGUUAGCAUCGGGGAGGCUCGUUCUCAGACACACCGAAUUUCUUCACCGGCGAGAUGAGAUCGCUCGCUGUGGUACUGCUGGCGGUCGCUGGCACGUGUUACGCGGCCCGACUGGACAACACUUACCUGCCUCCCGGUAAUGCGGGCAGCGCAGGCGGCGCAGGAUUGAUUCAAGCUCCUAAUCGAGGAGGAGGUGGUCCCGGAGGCCGAGGACCAGGAGGGCCUGGAGGGCCUGGAGGUCCUGGAGGUCCUGGAAGACCAGGAGGAUCAGGUGGACCAGGUAGUUACGGCGGAGGAGGAGGAGGAUUUGGCCCUGGAGGCGGCGGUGGAUUUGGUCCUGGAGGCGGCGGAGGUGGCGGUGGAUUUGGUCCUGGAGGCGGCGGAGGUGGCGGUGGAUUUGGUCCUGGAGGUGGCGGUGGAUUCGGUCCUGGAGGCGGCGGAGGUGGAUUCGGUGGACCAGGCGGCGGUGGUGGUGGCGGUGGACCAAGGGGAGGACCUGGUGGCGGUCAGGAGAUACCCAUCGUUUCGUACAACAACGAGAACGGCGGCGACGGCAACUACCAAUUCAGCUACGAAACAGGAAAUGGUAUCAGUGCGCAGGAAACGGGUCAUCAGCAAGGUAACGGAGAAGCGGUGAGCGGGUCAUACUCGUACACGGGUCCCGAUGGCGUGCAAUACAGCGUCACUUACACCGCGGACGAGGAAGGUUUCCAUCCCCAAGGUGCUCAUCUUCCGACUCCGCCCCCGAUCCCACCAGAAAUCCAACGAGGUGUCGAGUUAGCGCUCGCUGCUGAGGCCAGAGGCGAGAAUCAAGAUACAUCUGGAGGCGGUGGUGGCAACGGCGGCGGCGGCAGUGGUGGUGGUGGUGGUGCUGGUGGUGGUCGUGGUGGAGGAGGUGGAUACUCUCAAGGAGGUGGCUACGGAAAUAGCGGUGGAAGUGGAGGCGGAGGCGGUGGCGGUGCUGGACGAGGAGGCGGCGGCGGCGGUGGGUCUUAUCAAGGUCCAAAUUCAUACCAAUCAAGUUCGGGCGGAUACCGUUACUAAACGACACCAUAAAAAAAAGUCAUUGCGUGUUACACGAUCAAUUUUGUUCCAUGAUAAUAAUCAUAUUUAAUGGCGGCCUU